CCGCACAGAGCCCGACGCGGGGCUCGAACUCACGGACUGAGAGAUCAUGACCUGAGCCGAAGUCGGACGCUUAACUGACUAAGCCACGCAGGUGCCCCCGAAUUCCUUUUUUUAAUGUAGAAACGUUCCCCAGUGGGGUUUCUAUGUAUCGGUCACACAUGCCACAUAUACAAACGUAAAAUGCAUGGUACAGUUACACAUGUAGUGAGCUUAUUUGAAAUGGCAAAACAACUACGUCUGGCGACACUUGUACUACCGGAAUAAAUGAAUUGAUUUAUAGAUGCCCUGAUAUAACACUGGCUCCUUUUACCAAUCGCCAAGGUAUUAGUGAGUGUGAGGGAGACACUUGACCUCAAACUGGCCAUCCCCUUUGAAUUCUGUCCUAGUUCUCUCUCUGUUCAGGAUAUUCUGUUUACUUUAGAUAGCCUAUGUUUGCAUGGUUCUAAGAAAAUUUAUAAAGAUCUUCAAAUUUCAGAUCUUCCUGGUUGAGGGGAGAACCUUAAACAAAUCCCCCCAAACCUAAACAUUUUCUCAACAGUGUCUCUUCUCCAGGAUGGACUAUAAUAUGUAAUAACGUGGUCACAUUCCACUAUGGACAGAAGUCCCAUUUCCACAUCACCUUCGUGGCCGUGCGGGUGCUCUCAUAUGUUCAAGGGCUUCUGCUGGGGACGAGGACUUGGCUUUAGAGGCUUUGUAAUUUACCUGCUGUGACACGCACGUGCAACUGUUACCAUUUUCGUUCCAUUUCGCUAGAGAAGUAUUUCUCCUCCUUUCAGACCUACCGUCCCCUUCAUCAUCCUGAAGUAACACUUACAAAUAAUAGUAAUGACCUAUAGAUGUAACUUCCAAAAUAUCAACACAUUACCUAUGACAUAAAGGAAAGUAACUUAUUAGGAUAGUACUAUUGCAGCAUUUAAAGGCUGGAUGAAGUAGGUGGCAGCAUCUAUAGAAUCACUGUGAAGACAACAGCUACAAAUACAGCCCGGUAAACGAAUGGCAUAUCUGUGAAUUCAAUACCGUGAGUGGUUUGAGUUUCCUGGAAUGGUGAACACUUCCUAAUAUGCAAAGAAAAAGAAGUGUAUUUCCUUAAUUUUCCAAUAUAUAUCAAAGCUGUGCAAAACAUUUUGUAUCUGUAUGUAAGGCAGCGUUAGGUAACUAUUAACUUUUUUGAAAGUCUCACAGGAUCGGGAACAUUUUUUGUUUUGCAGGAAUGCCCAUUAUCCCUGACCUGCACUAAAUUCCAAUAGCACUAUCCAGUCAACGGGACAGUGAAAAAGAAAAAAACAAAAAACAAAAAACGCUCACCGAUUCCCCAAACUUCCCCGAGGAGGAUUACUGUAAUAAGAGAGAGAAGUAGCAGUGAACCGCCAACAAAGUAAUGCUAGAGUAGCUAAUGGGUCUGGGCCGCAAGACUGCGGGCCAAGCGGCCCGCCAGCUGGGGGGCAAAGUCCGGUUAAGGGAGGAGGCAUCAGGUGUGCAACUGGAUUUGUGCCGCAAGGAUCAAAAAGAGUUAGCCUCUUAUUUAGCCUGGUGGUAGGGCUUCCGUGUUCCCUGUUUCCAGCUGAAAGGCAGGUUUUUGGCAAAGCUGGAUACAGACGGCAUCACCCUGGAUACAGACAGCAACCCUCUUGGAUACAGACGGCAUCAUCACACUGCCCUCGAGGCUCACCCUGCGUGACUUCUUGGUGGAUGUCCUCCAUUCACCCUCACAUCUGGGAGGUUCCUGGUCUACGAGAAAGGAAAUACCUGUGAAACCAGAUCAUCUCCUAACCCGGCAGAUGUGUGAGCAGAAGCAUUAGGGGGAACGUUACACAGUUUGCAGCCUGUUGUCAAGCACAGGGGCUCCAGAUGAGUCCAUGCGAGAAUGGCUUAAAGAAGAAGCUUCAGUGGGGAAACUUGGGAGUCCAGAGAUGGGGGAGAAGAAAAGGCGCAGAUUCCCACAUUCUCCCAUUUUCCCAGCAGGAAGGUUGUGGCAGCUGGGGUGCUCCGCCGGUCACUCGGCACGGGUCAGCGUCCCGGGAGAGGGCCUUGCCGCUCUUCCCUUACGAGCCAGUGUAAGCACAGCCCUGUCGGUGGGGGCAGGAAUCCCAGCAUGUGAACUGCUUUGGUCGUUCGGUCGGAGGGAGGACAGCGGUGGAUGCUGGAUCUUCAGUGACCGAAAAUCCCUGUCUAGAUAGGGAGAUUUGAACUGAGCCAAAGCAUCAACACCAAUCCGGCUAUUGCCGAAGAAUAGAGUUUUCAGGGUCAGCAAUGGAAGGUCUCAGAGGGAAGACUGCCCAAGGUCGUACGAAUGAAGAAGCCUGUAAAAGUGGGGGCCGGUUGUCAAGGCAGACAAAAUGUCCCGUACGGAAGACAUCUUCUUUUGGGAAAACAGCGAUCAGGAAAGUGUCAGAGACCCUCAAGGAAAUUUUCACGAGGGAGAGAGGUCCCGAAUCUAGUGAAUUCAGCCCGAGCUCAGAAGUUAAUACCCAGCAGAAAACUCCAGAGGGAGCUAGAUCCCCCAUAUCUAGGAAACACUUAGAAGACAAUUCAGACUUAAUUCAACACCAAAAACUCUUCCCACAGAAGAAACCCUGUAAAUGCAACGAAUGUGGCAAAGCCUUCAGUUACCAGUCAGACCUUAUGGUCCACAGUAGAACUCAUGGUGGAGAAAAGCCUUUUGAAUGCCACGAGUGUGGGAAAACCUUCAGCCGAAGCACACACCUUCUCGAACAUCAGAGAACUCACACUGGAGAGAAGCCGUAUGAAUGCGGUGAGUGUGGAAAGGCUUUCAGCCGGAGUACUCACCUUAGUCUACACCGGAGGAUCCACACGGGAGAGAAACCGUAUGAAUGCGGUGCGUGCGGAAAAGCCUUUAGCCGAAGCACUAACCUCAGUCAGCAUCGGCGAACUCACACCCAAGAAAGACCUUACAAAUGUAACGAGUGCGGGAAAGCCUUCGGUGACCGGUCAACCGUAAUUCAGCAUCAGCGCAUACACACGGGCGAGAACCCGUACGCGUGUCGCGAAUGCGGGAGAGCUUUCAGCUGGAUCUCCUCCCUCGUUGAGCACCAGAGGACGCACACCGGGGACAGCCCCUACGCGUGCAGCGGCUGCGGGAAGGUGUUCAGCAGAAGCUCGUCCCUUAGCGAACACCAGAGGAUCCACACCGGAGAAAAGCCCCAUGAGUGUGGAGAGUGCGGGAAGGGCUUCGGUCGGAGCUCCUCCCUCAUCAUUCACCAGAGAACUCACACGAGAGAGAAGCCGUACAAAUGUAACGACUGUGGGAAAGCCUUCAGUCAGAGUUCAACUCUCAUCAGACAUCAGCAGCUUCACGCGAAAGGGUAACAUCUGAGCUCUCGUUGAUGGCAGCGUAAGAGCACACAGCGUGACUUCCUGUCGCUACACGUCUUGGAAGUCCCCCCUCUACUAGCUGGCCAGAAGCCAAUUUCAAGUUAGCCUUCCUGCCUUCCUUCCUUGAUGCUCAAAGGACUGAUCAAGACAAGGGGAUGACUUUCAGAAGCCAACACGUUCCAUCCCCCACUAUUCUGGAGGACUCCAGACUUCCAGUAUAGACCUCCUACCUGACACCUUGUAUUUGCUCACUUUAUUUGUUCUGCAGGGCUUGGCUCCCUGAACGGUCAGUGAACCUUCUGUUUCCCGACCACAUCAGCCCCUUUACUUAAGAGGAAAUCCUGUGUGUGUGUGUGUGUGUGUGUGUGUGUGUGUGUGUGUGAGAGAGAGAGAGAGAGAGAGAUGCUGGCUCUAGUCACAGAAGAGAAGGAGCUGGCUUCAGAACAGGACAAAACACUUCCCACUGGUUUGGUGAUAAUAGCGUUGAGGCAAAUUCAGUCCCUCAUCUUAUAAGGACAGAUUUUUCUCUUAAACCUUUUUUGCUGUAGCGUAUUUUCCUCAAAGUAUAAACCAUGGUUCUACUAAUGUGCUUAAUUAAUCCUAGUAGUAUUUUAGCUCUUCCUUACCAAGAAUGUCCUGACACUUAGCGUUUAAUUUUUCCAUUAUUUAGAAAAAAUGCUGCCCUAGUUUUUAAAUUUUUCUUUUGUUUACAGACUUCAUGAAGCUUCGGCCCUCUGGCCCUAAUGCUCACUGAUCCUGUAGAGCUGAUCUCUCAAGGACAAAUUCAGUGCCUAUUUCUUAGUCUUUUUCCUACUUGACAUUUGCAGAAUUGGCACUUUUGGCCACUCUUAGGCCUUAACAUUUGGGCUUCUGCUGGGAUCCAUGAUUGUGUGCUGAUCCACACUUUCCCUACCUCCCAACAUUCUCUGGUUACACAGUGAUGAGCUCUAUAACUUUGGGCAAGAAUUAGACCAGAAUAGUCUCAUUUUAUCGGGCCAUAAUACUUGAGGUUAUUCAAUGAGGUUGUAAGCUUCUUGAAGACACAAACCUUUCUUUAGAUCCCUUUAAAGCAUCCAAAGUGCUGAGCAGUCCCUAAAUGCCCUGUGAUUAUUGCCCGCCUUAUCCCAGGUAAUCAGUUGGCUAGGUUUUAUCUGAAAUGGCUUACGAGUUGAUUUCUCUCUCUGUUCUUAACUGCUGCUGCCGGGGCCUCAGGAGUUUGGGCCCAGAUUGUGAGAGUAAACACCAUUGUCUCCCUGUCUCCAACUCGAUGCCUGACUAAACAAUCACCUUGUCUGAAGAGUCCACAGUUCUCAUUGUCCCUGGGAAAAAGGUCAGACUGUAACUUCAAGGCCUUCCACAGUUAGGUCCAUUUCCUUAUUUUCCAUUACUGCCCGGUAUCCGUGGGCAGACCUGUCCUUUGUCUCUACCACACCCUCUGUUCACACUUGGCUUCUUUUCCAACUAUUCUGUGGCACCCUUUUACACUUCCUGCUUUCUUCCUUGUGUCUCCGGAAAUCCUAUCCACACUCAAGUCUGCCCCCACUGACACUUCUAGUUCCCCACCUGAGAAGUCCUUUGCAGAAGGGGCACCUGGGUGGCUCAGUCGGUUGAGUGUCUGACUUCGGGUCAGGUCAUGAUCUCGUGGUUCGUGAGAUUGAGACCCGUGUCCGGCUCUGUGCUGAUGGCUCAGAGUCUGAAGUGUGCUUCAGAUUCUGUGUGUCUCUCUCUCUGCCCCUCCCCCACUCACACUCUCUCUCAAAAACAAACAUUAAAAAAGAAGUCCUUUGCAGUGAUGGUUUGAGUGUAUUUUCCUACAUUACACACUUUCUUAUUCUGUUCUCAGAUCCUUUCAGGUGCUUUUUUUCCAUAAGCUUUUGAAGUUAGAAAUUGUCUUAAAUCUCUUAGAAGCCCCAUCUAACACAUGGUACAAUGCAGGUCUGCACUCUCGUUUUAAUCUAAACCAGGAGGGUUUAAUUUAAUAGUGCAGUGUCUUUAGUCUUUUGACUGGUGAGAUGACCUCAUAAAUAUUUUGGUCCUUUUUGUCCUACUUUGAAUUAUGUAAAUUCACUCUUGGGACUAAGUGUCCUUUAGAGCUCUGGGAUGCUGGCGUCUUGGCUUUCCAUCUCGUGGGACUGUUGUAAGGAACAAAUGAAAUGAGUUUAUUCAUGUAAAGUGAUGAAAACAGUGGCUGACAAAGUAAGCGCUCAAUAAAUGCAAAUUGUUAUCAUUCUACUGCUUCA
This is a messenger RNA of Felis catus (domestic cat), 5573 nucleotides long. RefSeq names its product zinc finger protein 391 (gene ZNF391). Gene Ontology annotation, biological process: negative regulation of transcription by RNA polymerase II; regulation of cytokine production; regulation of immune system process. The record is from RefSeq and is a predicted model, not a curated record. Lineage: Eukaryota; Metazoa; Chordata; Mammalia; Carnivora; Felidae. Bases 2251 to 3327 code for a protein of 358 amino acids. The transcript has 3 exons.